AUAACUUGAGCUUGGCCCUGCAGUCUCGAGGCACUGAGCCGUAUGUCUCAUACAAAAUGGCGACAGCCAGCCAACCCCUCCCAACGCAGUUGAUUUCGGCGGUGGACAUUCAUUUAUUUAUUUCGGUUUCCACACUGUACAGCAGUCAUCGAAUGUGCGGCAAAAGUCGGCCUUGACUUCAACGCGUUGUGAGGAGAAUGGAGCAACACGAGGAUAUUCCGUGGGGCCGAAAGUCAAAUCACAAGCCAUACAACAUCCGUCGGAAACCUAUCGCACCAAAUACCUCCAGCUACGAGCCCAUGUACCUGGAGACAUCGAGUGGUACGGCCACUAACAAUGGCAUAUGGAGGCCUCGCGAAGAGACAAACCUCACUGUAAACGCAAGGUCCGAACCUUCAAACACUCCUGGAUCGAUCAAGCUCUCCUUGAGAUCACAGAUCAGCACCUGCGACACAGAGACAAAUGCCAGUACGAAUGGCUUGCUGAAGACUGGGGUGAAUGCAAAAAUCGCUGCCAACGACGAAGAGAGCAACAUCAAAGGAUAUGCGGGUUGAGCAGCUUCAUGGCGCCCGGCUUGGCUACGUCCGCUUGUGCUGGCACUGUUUGCCAGCCUCUUCCUCUUCCUCUCUGUGGCGCUGGCUGCGAUGCUGUGGUACUCAAAUACGAACAAUGGAGUUUUCGAAAGUCGUCAGAGUCUAUUGCACACUUAUCUGUGGCGAUUUGUGCCGACUGCAUACCCGAGCCCCUACUACAUGGCACGGGCACAAUACGACUUCGACGUGGUCCAACCCUACGGGGUCACGGAAGGAUUUGCUUAUCAAACGUUUUCACCGGGAGCGAUCUUGGUCGAGGAACUGUCGUCAACCCAGUAACGGCCACCGUAGAUGGGAUUUUCACAGAUACCGAAUGCCUCAAGUUGAACUCAUACUCCAUUGUUGAGCAGCACAACAUCGACAACGUUGAGGGCAGGGGCUACCCAGAAAUGAAUUUCACCGUGGCGCUUCAGUUUGAUGGAUGCGAAGAACCAAUCCUCUUCGUACAUAAUUGGGCCUGGCAGGAGCCUGAAUUAGGACCCUACACAGAUUUGGUCAUGGAAGGGGACCAAAAAAUCCAACGACCCUGUUCUGGAUUGCCUCUACAGGUGCCAGCUUUCAUAUACUACAAUGGGGCAUUUACCCUAGGGGGCGAGAACUCGGCUCUAGCAGAGUAUCACUCAGCGGCGGGUGUCAUCUGUGAGCCGCAUGCUAGGCUGUCAAAAGUUCAGGUCACCGACGAUGGAGUGAAGCCGAAAGUGAUGGCAGUCUCCGACGAGCGACAAACUUUAUCCACACCAAACAUCUGGACAAUGAUUAACAUGUCACUCCCGACCAGUGACCGCUGGACCGGUCGCUUACUUGCGAGCUUAGGUCCAGUCAGUGUUGAUCUUGGGUUCAGGGGCUACACGAGGGCCGACUGGCCAACCAAUGUAACGACCGACAUGUUGGAAGGUUCAGCCCAAAACCUUACACGACGUCUUGCACCGUACGUAAACCAUUCCCGCGUUCGACAAAAGAAAAUCUCCACAGGAAGUGGUACAUUGCUGCAGCAUGUCGUUCGCCUUACCAUCAACCCCAAGAUUUGCCUCUCAAUGAUUGCGCUCUUCGUCUUCAGCGCUGGCAUCACUGCAUUUCUACUCUGGCAUUACCACCAGGACACCUCGAUCUGGCAUCGGGAUCCGGCGACGCUCCUCGGGAAUACAAUGUUUCUCGGUGCUCAUCCCGACCUUACAAGCCGGGCUGCAGAGAUCAACGGCGUAGCGUCGAAGUGGCACCACGGCGCCUUUACGCCCUUGGUACUGAAAACGAUAUCUCGUGUGGUAUUCUGCAUCUUCACCAUACUGCUGGCGGGUAGUCUCAUUAUCACCCUCCGACUUUCCGAGACAUCGGAUGGACUUGCAACCAUUGGCGAAGACGGCUACUUACACCUAAUGUGGACCUCUUUUCCAGCUACCAUAGCGCUCGGAGUGUCUCUCUACAUUAGCUCUUGCGAUUGGUCGUAUUGUGAUCUUGCGACUAUCUACCAUCUCUCCAGAGCUACAUGCACUUCUUCCGACCUCGAUCACUCUCUAUUGGAUAUGCUGGGAUUACGCGCGCUGUACUACUCUUUCCGUUACCGUCUCUGGUCUAUCACGCUCUCUCAAAGCCUCGCCCUCACGUUCAGCAGUCUCUGGACUCUUCAGGAAGACACCAAGUUGACCUAUCCGGAAAACACAUUCGACGAUCUUGUGUUCCACGCUUUCGAGAACAUCGACAACCUCGACCCGUCCAAAAACCUUUCAGUCGCAAUCACAACACCAGCUAGGAAGGUCGAAUUUCAGUGCACCCGUCUGAGCGAGGAUUCGUACCACCUCAGCCAUCAUAAGCUCGUUCCCACUGGCCAGCUUACGCGCUUUUACGGCUCCAUAGGCGUCGAUUUCGAGUGUCCUGAAGGAGGCACACCUUUUACAAGUUCAUGA
Messenger RNA from Colletotrichum phormii, 2494 nucleotides. RefSeq lists its product as uncharacterized. NCBI's taxonomy places the organism in Eukaryota, Fungi, Ascomycota, Sordariomycetes, Glomerellales, Glomerellaceae. The transcript is spliced from 4 exons. The coding region runs from base 344 to 2494 and encodes 716 amino acids. The record is from RefSeq and is a predicted model, not a curated record.